AUGAGCCCCGCUGUUUUUCCACUCCGCACAGGCCUGCGCCGCGCCGCGCCGUACCGUGCUGCGCGCCCGUGCGCCCGCCACGCGGCCCCGCCGGAGCUCUCGCCGCUCCUCGCGAUUCGGCGUCGCGUCCACAGACCGGACGAAGCCGCCCCGCGUCAGCUCCCGUCCCGCGUCCCGCGUCGGCUCGGUCCCGCCAGCGCCGGGGGGGGGAGCCGCCCCCGCGCCAGGCCGCUGCCGACGCCGCGCUCGGCCCGGUCCCGCUGCGCGUCCGCCCGCGCCAGCUCCGAGCGCCCGCGGCUCCGCCCCAGCGCCCGCGGCGCCGCGGACGCCGCGGCGCCCUCCGGCCAGCGCUCGGCAAGCCCCCGCGCACAGCAGGCCGCCUAA
This is a messenger RNA of Ananas comosus (pineapple), 384 nucleotides long. RefSeq names its product transcriptional regulatory protein AlgP-like. NCBI's taxonomy places the organism in Eukaryota, Viridiplantae, Streptophyta, Magnoliopsida, Poales, Bromeliaceae. The record is from RefSeq and is a predicted model, not a curated record. The transcript has a single exon. The coding region runs from base 1 to 384 and encodes 127 amino acids.